This is a messenger RNA of Vicia villosa (hairy vetch), 1239 nucleotides long. RefSeq lists its product as uncharacterized. The record is from RefSeq and is a predicted model, not a curated record. The transcript is spliced from 3 exons. The coding region runs from base 1 to 1239 and encodes 412 amino acids. NCBI's taxonomy places the organism in Eukaryota, Viridiplantae, Streptophyta, Magnoliopsida, Fabales, Fabaceae.
AUGAUAAUUGAUCGUAUGGCACUCAAUAAUCUCCAAACUCAACAUGAUAGGAGUCCAUCACAAAGGAAGUCGGGUGUUCUUGAAUUAAAAACCAAUGAUGCUAUCCUCGCUCAAAACAAAAUUCAUUCUCAACAAGUUGAGUUACUCACCAAGCAAAUGUCAAAGCUCCCACAACAAAUGAAGGAAAUUCAUGGAAUGCAAAUGACUUCUCAAGUAGCAAGUUGUGAACUUUGCAAAGGUGACCACCCUACCGGCUUUUGUCCACCACCCGACGGAGAGGAAGUUAAUUAUGUGAACAACCAACAUCAAGGCUAUCAAAGACAACCUCCGUACCAACAUCAAGUUUCUAUGGAGAAUCAAAAGACUAAUGUGACUGCCAUAAAGAACUUAGAAAAUCAAGUGGGGCAGCUUGCAAAACAAUUGGCCGAACAACAAACGGGACCUUCUUUUUCCACAAACACUCAACCUAACCCAAAGGAGUAUUGCAAGGCAAUCCUUACAAGGAGUGGCAAGGAGGUGAGUAAUAGGGAGAGGAAGGAAAUAGUAGUGGAGGAUGAUGGAUUUGUUGUUGUUGAAGAUGAGAAGGAUGAGAUAGUGGUGGAAAAAGAAAAAGAAAAAGAAGGGGAGGAAGUAGCCGAAAAAGAGAAAAAUGUGAAGAAGAAGAAAAGAGAAGGAAAAGGACAACUUCAAAUAAAUAUUCCAUUCGCCGAAGCAUUAGAACACAUGCCAAAAUAUGCAAAAUUCUUGAAGGACAUUCUCACCAAAAAGAAACGAUAUCCGGACAACGAAACCAUUAUGCUUGAUGCUCAAUGUAGUGCUAUCAUUCAAAGAACUCUUCCAAGAAAAGAAACCGAUCUGGGACGAGUCAUCUUACCGGUCACCAUUGGAGGUACUUAUAUUGGCAAUGGUCUAAUUGAUUUGGGUUCUAGCAUUAAUCUCAUUCCUUUGUCUAUCAUAAAGAGAUUGGGGAAUAUUGAAAUGAAGUCUACCCGAAUGACAUUACAACUAGCCGAUAAGUCCACAAUCUCACCUUAUGGAGUUGCUCAAGACAUAUUGGUAAAAGUUGACAAAUUUUUGUUUCCGGUAGAUUUUGUGGUGGUGGAUAUGGAAGAAGAUAGAGAUGUUCCGUUGAUUCUUGGAAGGCCAUUUAUGAAAACAGCCCGGAUGAUGAUAGACAUUGAUGACGGACUCAUGAAAGUGCGGGUGCAAGAUGAGGAAGUCACCAAAAGAGGAAAAUAG